GAAUGCAAACACGAAACCUCAGCCGGCCUAUCAUCACUAGAGAAAUUAUACCCCGAGAUCUUGUUAAUAAUUACCCAGCACGGAAUGAGUGGCACAGACAGCUGCCAGGGCUCCAGAAAUAAGUUUCCUUCUUUUUAUAUCUUACGUUUAAUACGUCAAAGCCCGCGCGGUUCCGAUGUUUUUGCGCGGGGCGUGGAGAGUUGGUGGUAGGUUGGGGGCGGACUCCCUAGGAUGCUGUACCGGUAGAGCAGACAUGUUGCAGGGAAGCUUCAAGUGGCAGAGACUUCGGAAGAUCUAUGCGCAGAACGUCUCGGGUCUGCAGAACUCUGCGGAUGGAGCAGAGGCAGGUUCCUCCUCUCCCUCCUUCUUCAUGGCCACCAUCUCACAGAUGGUCACAGAGAUCAUCGGGCCUAAAGAAGCCGGGCUGAAGAAGCCCACCAUACCAGAGGGUAAGACCAGGCACUUGUGUGACGUGUACAGAUCGCUGUCCCCAGAAGACAAGGCCACAUUUCUGCGAGUCAUCUCCCAGCAGUUUGGUACAGACCACGAUGAGGUACUGAAGGCAGCCGAGGGUCUACCACAGGCAAAGGAGAAGAGUGAAGGUGCGUUACUGAAGGCAGAAGAGAGACUCCAGGCUGCACUGGUGCCCCGGUACCAUGACCUGUUUGUGCAGAUUGGGAGACUGGAGGGAGGAGUCAAAUACCUUGUGGACAUGAGGGCAGACACACUGGACCUGCUGACCACAGUGAAGGACAGCAGCGUCAGUGCCGAGCUGCGCAGCUUCAGCUCGUGUUUGAGAGAGAUGCUGUCUCAUUGGUUCUCAGCAGGGCUACUGCAUCUACAGAGGAUAACAUGGGAGUCAUCAUGUGACAUCUUACAAAAGAUUAGUGAGUACGAGGCAGUCCACCCCAUGAGGAACUGGACAGACCUGAAGCGGAGAGUCGGGCCGAACAGGAGAUGUUUCAUCUUCACUCACAGCACCAUGCCCAGGGAACCUGUGGUGGUCCUGCACACUGCACUCACCAAUCAGAUCUCUGAUAACAUCCAGACUAUUGUGGCGACGGCUCUCCCAGACGAAGAGGAUGCAGACGACAUCAACACCGCCAUCUUUUAUUCCAUCACCUCCACACAGAAAGGUCUCCAGGGGGUUGAACUUGGAAACUACCUCAUCAAGCGCGUUGUGCGGGAGCUUCAGGCGGAGUUUCCCAAGAUGACUCAGUUCUCGUCCCUCUCCCCCAUCCCCGGAUUCAGGGACUGGCUGGUUGGAGAGAUCAACAAGGUGCUCAGUUCUACAGAGUCUUCCUCGUCAGAUGACAGUGGGGUUGACGGCCCUACAUCCACACCUCCGGCCCUCCUGACCUCGGCUGAACUUGAGAAGGUUGCAGAGAUUGCUGGGAAGGAGGAUGCGUUGCCGUUGGUUACGCUGAAGAAACUCCUACAGACCAACCAGUGGAUGGGAGCAGAGUCUAUGGUAGAGAUGCUGAGAGACCCGCUCAUGAGAUUAUGUGCAAGAUAUCUGUAUCUUGAGAAGAGGAGAGGGUAUGCUGUCAAUCCUGUAGCUAAUUUCCACCUGAGAAAUGGAGCGGUCCUGUGGAGGCUGAACUGGCAAGCCGACACAAAUCCUCGGGGAAUCAGUCAGUCCUGUGGCAUCAUGGUGAACUACAGAUAUUUCCUGGGAGACACGAUGAGGAACAGUCAGCGGUACAUGGAGGAACAGCACAUCGAGGCCUCGCAACAGGUCAUUGACCUUGCACAGGCCGCAGGGGGGGUGGACGCAGGGGGCGUGGACACUCCAGCUGGGAAGAGUAACCUGUAGGGGGGGGGGGUACUGGAAGACAGGGGGUACUUAGCAUUAAGCAGUGUAGGGGUGAACCACAGCAUGUUGGCAAAACGUACUGUACCUGUAUCUGUGCGAAUCCUGUAAUGUAGUGUGCAUAGCACUUUGGCAGAAAGUCUCAUAUAAUGUCGUAUUUGCG
Messenger RNA from Branchiostoma belcheri (Belcher's lancelet), 1976 nucleotides. RefSeq names its product malonyl-CoA decarboxylase, mitochondrial-like. Gene Ontology annotation, biological process: malonyl-CoA catabolic process; acetyl-CoA biosynthetic process; fatty acid biosynthetic process. The coding region runs from base 176 to 1816 and encodes 546 amino acids. The record is from RefSeq and is a predicted model, not a curated record. Lineage: Eukaryota; Metazoa; Chordata; Leptocardii; Amphioxiformes; Branchiostomatidae. Gene Ontology annotation, molecular function: malonyl-CoA decarboxylase activity. The transcript has 12 exons. Gene Ontology annotation, cellular component: mitochondrial matrix; peroxisomal matrix.